Molecule: messenger RNA, 426 nt
Organism: Ostertagia ostertagi
Lineage: Eukaryota; Metazoa; Nematoda; Chromadorea; Rhabditida; Trichostrongylidae
Source: the annotation of a GenBank genome assembly
GGUGACAUUGUGUGCCUUUCGUGCAUCGCAUCACACAAUCGCGAUGGCGUUCUCGGUUCCGAACGUGUCUGCCUUUGCACCGAAGGCUUCGGUAAUCGUAUGUGUACGCUGGAAAACGUUUCCGACAGAGAUAUUCCACCCGACAUAGCAAUAUGCAUGCUCUACAUAGACAACGCACUAUCAAUGAGAGCUCUGCAAGAGAUGAUGUCGGCGGAUUCAGAACAUAAAUCUGCCUCUGGUGCUGGUGGACAUAAAACACUGCUUUAUGGCCAUGCCGUUCAACUGAAACACGUGCAGAGUGAGAUGUACUUGGCGUGCCUUUCAUCAUGCUCCUCCAACGACAAGCUGGCGUUUGAUGUUGGCGUGCAAGAGACGAAUGAAGGUGGGUUUACCACGAGUGUUCAUCAAAACAUUCUUGGAUUUUGA